AUGCCGGCAACUCGUGGCCGCAGACCGCCGCAACGAAAGCCGCGCGCGCAGCCAAACCCCUUAAAAACCAAGCUCGAACUUAUCAAGCUGCAAAAUGCACUGAAGAGUUCGCAGCCCGGUGAUCACCUUAGCGCCGUGAUAGCUUUGUAUACUUGUGAUCCCCAUCAGCUGGAGAGGUGUGUCGACCGAGUGCGCAGGUGCAUCGAAUUUGGACUGAAAGGCAAGGUUAAGGCGCAUGCCUUUGGUUCGGUGGUCACAGGAUUGGCCCUGAAGGAAAGCGGCAUCGACCUGUAUCUGAAAGUAUGCGAUGAUCCGUCCAUGUCCCAGAAUGGGUUGCUCGACAUGGUCAUGGAUUUUCUACGCGACACCAGCAAAACCAACAAAUUCGCUGAAGUUUCAAAGAUCCCACGCACCAGAUCGCCCAUUAUCCGGUGCAAGCAUAAGCCUACCCGGUCAAUCGUCAACAUCCAUUUUUCCCAUCCAAAUGGCGCUUACAAUUCCGAGUUCAUAUGCGAUCUAAUGCGCCGCGAAAAGAAACUACGCGAAAUGUCCCUGUUCCUGAAGAUUUGGGCAAAUCGCCUAAUUGGAAGCUGCAUAAUGAACAACUAUUGCCUGAUCUGCAUGAUCAUUGUCAGUUUGCAGCAGAGUGGCCUAUUGCCAUCCGUCCGUUGGUUGCAGUCCGCCUGCCUGCCGGACAUUGUCCGUGGCGUUAACUAUUCAUACAACUUGGACUUGGCCCCACCAAUUCCGGCACAAACGAGCACCCUGGACCUUAUUAGGAACUUCUUUGAUCUCUAUAGCACCAUUGACUUCGAUAAGAAAGCGAUGAGCCCGUUUAUGGGCUGCGUUAUGGAUAAGCGGUUAAUAGUGAACGGCGACAUUCCCGUGUACACGGCGCAGAUCCAGUCCAUGGAGGCGGCUGGGGCUGAGCCACCGUCGCCUUUUCGGUUGAUUACCUGCAUGUACGUGCAGGAUCCCUUUGAUAUGCACAGUAACGUGGCCCAAAACGUCUGCCCACCAAAUCUAUCUGUGAUAAAAAAAUGCCUAAGUCUGGCAUCUCGAGCCACCAAGGAUCCGGAGCUCAUGACUCAACCAGGAAAGCUUUACGAGUACCUAAUGUUCAGAAUGGAAGAAGAUUUAGCUAUGUAUGAGGAAAAGGAGAAUUCUAGUCCUACGGUACAAAAAGUACAAACCCCUAGUCCUACGUCCCCGACGGAAUUGUUGACGCAUGGUCCUGUUUAUAAAACGCGGUUUGUAGAAAGUAAGUCUAUGCCUUUGAUCAGGAAGCAAGUAAUAGUGAAGAAAGAAGUUGUGACGCCGCCAAGUCUAACACCCAAGAUGCCGUUAGUGGGGAUGCAGGAGCCUAAACAGCCAGGUCCUCCGCCCAGAAAGCAGUUCGUGGGCAGCCAGCAGUUCUUGGGAAUGCAGGUCAAGAAGAAGCCUUGUCCCACGACCCAGAAGCCAUUAGUGAUGAAUCAAGAACCGAAAAAGCUAGGUCCUGCGCCCACGAAUCCAAUCAAUCAGGAACCGAAAAAGCCAGAUCCUAUGCCCAUGAAGCCGUUGAUUGUGAAGGUGGAACUGAAAAAUAAUAUUCCUACGAUCAAGAAGCCAUUGUUGGUUAAUCCGGAACCGAAACAGCCGGAUCCUAUGCCCAUAAAGCCGUUGUUGGUUAAUCAGGAACCGAAACAGCCAGAUCCUGUGCCCAUGAAGGAUCAGGAGCCGAAAAACCCAGGUCCUCCACCCAGGAAGCCCGUAUUGGUUAAUCAGGAACCGAUACAGCCAGAUCCUAUGCCCAAGAAGCCGUUGAUAGUGAGGGUGGAACUGAAAAAUAAUGUUCCUACAAUCAAGAAGCCAUUGUUGGUUAAUCCGGAACCGAAACAGCCAGGCCCUACGGCCAUGCAGCCAUUAGUGGUGAAUGAGCAACCGAAACAGCUAGAUCCUAUGCCCAUGAAGCUAUUGGUGUUUAAUCAGGAACUGGAAAAGUCAGGUCCUCCGCCCAGGAAGCCAUUAUUGGUGAAUCAGGAACCGAAACAGCCAGGUCCUACGGCCAUGUGGCCGUUGGUGGUAAAUCAGGAACCGAAACAGCCAAAUCCUAUGCCCAUGAAGCCAUUAGUGGUUUUUCAGGAACCGAAAAAGCCAGGUCCUACGGCCAUGUGGCCGUUGGUGGUUAAUCCGAAAUCGAAACAGCCAGGUCCUACGGCCAGAAAGCCAUUAGUGGUUAUUCAGGAACCGAAACAGCCAGAUCCUAUGCCCAAGAAGCCGUUGAUAGUGAGGGUGGAACUGAAAAAUAAUGUUCCUACGAUCAAGAAGCCAUUGUUGGUUAAUCAGGAACCGAAAAAGCCAGGUCCUAUGCCCAGCAAGCCAUUAUUGGUUAAUCAGGAACCGAAAGAGCUAUAUCCUAUGCUCAUGAAGCCGUUGGUGUUUAGUCAGGAGCCGAAAAAGCCAGGUCCUCCUUCCAGGAAGCCCUUAUUGGUUAAUCAGGAACCGAAACAGCCAGGUCCAACGGCCAUGCAGCCAUUAGUGGUGAAUCAGGAACCGAAACUGCCAGGUCCUAUGCCCACGAAGCCAUUGGUGGUUAAUCCGAAACCGAAACAGCCAGGUCCUCCGUCCAGGAAGCCCUUAUUGGUUAUUCAGGAACCGAUACAGCCAGAUCCUAUGCCCAAGAACCCGUUGAUAGUAAGGGUGGAACUGAAAAAUAAUGUUCCUACGAUCAAGAAGCCAUUGUUGGUUAAUCCGGAACCGAAACAGCCAGGUCCUACGGCCAUGCAGCCAUUAGUGGUGAGUCAGGAACCGAAACAGCCAAAUCCUAUGCCCAUGAAGCCGUUGGUGUUUAAUCAGGAGCCGAAAAAGCCAGGUCCUCCACCCAGGAAGCCCCUAUUGGUUAUUCAGGAACCGAUACAGCCAGAUCCUAUGCCCAAGAAGCCGUUGAUAGUGAGGGUGGAACUGAAAAAUAAUGUUCCUACGAUCAAGAAGCCAUUGUUGGUUAAUCCGGAACCGAAACAGCCAGGUCCUACGGCCAUGAAACCAUUAGUGGUGAGUCAGGAACCGAAACAGCCAAAUCCUAUGCCCAUGAAGCGGUUGGUGGUUAAUCAGGAAUCGAAACAGCCAGAUCCUACGGCCAUGUGGCCGUUGGUGGUGAAUCAGGAACCGAAACAGCCAGAUCCUAUGCCCAUGAAGCCAUUGGUGUUUACUCAGGAACCGAAAAAGCCAGGUCCUCCGCUCAGGAAGCCAUUAUUGGUUAAUCAGGAACCGAAACAACCAGAUCCUACGGCCAUGUGGCCGUUGGUAGUUAAUCAGGAACCGAAACAGCCAGGUCCUAUGCCCAUGAAGCCGUUGGUGUUUAAUCAGGAGCCGAAAAAGCCAGGUCCUCCGCCCAGGAAGCCAUUAUUGAUUAAUCAGGAGCCGAAAAAGCCAGGUCCUCCACCCAGGAAGCCCUUAUUGGUUAAUCAGGAACCGAAACAGCCAGAUCCUACGGCCAUGUGGCCGUUGGUGUUUAAUCAGGAGCCGAAAAGGCCAGGUCCUCCGCCCAGGAAGCCAUUAUUGAUUAAUCAGGAACCGAAAAAGACAGAUCCUACGCCCAUGAAUCCGUUGGUGAUUAAUCUGGGACCGAAAAAGCCAGGUCCAACGCUUAAGAGGCCAUUAGUGGUAAAUCAAGAAACUAAGGAGCAAGGACCUAAGCCCAAGAAGCCGUUGGUGAUAAAUGAGGAUCCGAAAAUGACAGAUUCUUCGGCCGUGCAGCCGUUGGUGGUUAAUCAGGAACCGAAAAAGACAGAUCCAACGCCCAUGAAGACCUUGGUGGUUAAUCAGGAACCGAAAAAUACAGAUCCUACGCCCACGAAGCCAUUGGUGUUUAAUCAGGAGCCGAAAAAGCCAGGUCCUCCUUCCAGGAAGCCCUUAUUGGUUAAUCAGGAACUGAAACAGCCAGAUUCUAUGCCCAUGAAGCCGUUGUUGGUUAAUCAGGAAUCGAAACAGCCAGGUCCUCCGCCCAGAAAGCCAUUGUUGGUUAAUCAGGAACCGAAACAGCCAGAUCCUACGGCCAUGCAGCCAUUAGUGGUGAAUCAGGAACCGAAACAGCCAGAUUCUAUCCCCAUGAAGCCGUUGUUGGUUAAUCAGGAACCGAAAAAUAUAGAUCCUACGCCCAUGAAGACCUUGGUGGUUAAUCAGGAACCGAAAAAGACAGAUCCUACGCCCAUGAAUCCGUUGGUGAUUAAUCUGGAACCGAAAAAGCUACGUCCAACGCUUAAGAGGUCAUUAGUGGUGAAUCAAGAAACUAAGGAGCAAGGUCCUAAGCCCAAGAAGCCGAUGGUGGUGAAGAAGGAGCCCAAAAAGCCAGGGCCUAAGCCCAAGAAGCCGUUGGUGGUGAAGGCGGAUCCGAAAAAGCCAAGUCCUAAGCCCAAGAAGCCGUUGGUGGUGAAGGCGGAUCCGAAAAAGCCAAGUCCUAAGCCCAAGAAGCCGUUGGUGGUGAAGGCGGAUCCGAAAAAGCCAAGUCCUAAGCCCAAGAAGCCGCUGGUGGUGAAGGCGGAUCCGAAAAAGCCAAGUCCUAAGCCCAAGAAGCCGCUGGUGGUGAAGGCGGAUCCGAAAAAGCCAAGUCCUAAGCCCAAGAAGCCGUUGGUGGUGAAGGCGGAUCCGAAAAAGCCAAGUCCUAAGCCCAAGAAGCCGUUGGUGGUGAAGGCGGAUCCGAAAAAGCCAAGUCCUAAGCCCAGGAAGCCGCUGGUGGUGAAGCCGGAUCCGAAAAAGCCAAGUCCUAAGCCCAAAAAGCCGUUGGUGGUGAAGGCGGAUCCGAAAAAGCCAAGUCCUAAGCCCAAGAAGCCGUUGGUGGUGAAGGCGGAUCCGAAAAAGCCAAGUCCUAAGCCCAAGAAGCCGUUGGUGGUGAAGGAGGAGCCCAAAAAGCAAGGUCCUGCGUAA
Drosophila serrata is the source of this 4905-nucleotide messenger RNA. RefSeq lists its product as uncharacterized. Lineage: Eukaryota; Metazoa; Arthropoda; Insecta; Diptera; Drosophilidae. Gene Ontology annotation, molecular function: RNA uridylyltransferase activity. The record is from RefSeq and is a predicted model, not a curated record.